ACCGUAUAAUUAUCUGCAAAAUGGUAGACAAUUUUUCAAAACACAAAACCGCACGCUUGUUACUUGGCACUUGUUAUGUCUGGAAAGAAAAUCCAAGUUCACCCACUUGCCAGCCAACCAAGAGAAUGCUACGAACAUGAGUUAAAAGAAGGCAGAUUUAAAAACAUAAGAGAGCUUUGUAGAACAAACUUAAUUCAACAGAAAAAUGAGAACACGGUAAGAUUUGUGUGCAUUUCAGACACACACGGCAAAACUAAUGAGUUAGUUGAGUCAUUACCGGAUGCUCAUGUCCUUAUACACGCCGGAGACUUUUCCAUGCUAAGCGGUGAAUCUGAAAUAAGAAAGUUCAACGAUUUUUUGCAGACUGUUAGCGUUAAAUUCAAGCAUAUCGUAGUCAUUGCAGGUAAUCAUGAAAUUUCAUUUGACGAAAAUACUUGUAAUAAAGGAGGGCUUCUCAUGUCCGCUAUUAGGUUGUACAAUUUAAGAUCACCAUUUUCGCACGACUUAACUCCUGCAGAAUCUAAGAGCCUUUUAAAAAACUGCUAUUACCUACAAGACGAUUCAAUUGAAUUAUUUGGUAUAAAGAUAUUCGGGUCACCCUGGCAACCAUCACAUUUCAAUCUUGCUUUCAAUAAAUCACGUGGUGAUGCACUGUUAGAAAAAUGGAAUAAAAUCCCCGAAGAUACUGAUAUACUGGUCACCCAUGGUCCGCCGUUGGGCAUUGGAGAUCGGGUAAAACAAUCUAUGCACGUGGGAUGUGCUGAAUUACUUCUUACUGUGCAGGACCGAGUCAAACCUAGGUAUCACGUAUUUGGACAUAUACACGAGGACUUCGGGGCAUGGACAGACCAAUGCACUACAUUUAUCAACGCGUCUAUAUGUGAUAGAAAAUAUAAUCCUGUUCAUAACUACGUUAUAUUCGACUACAGAUUGUAAAUUGAUAUAUAUUUUCGUAAAUGUAAAUACUCGUGUUCGUUUCA
This is a messenger RNA of Hydractinia symbiolongicarpus, 980 nucleotides long. Its product is annotated as metallophosphoesterase domain-containing protein 1-like. Bases 76 to 936 code for a protein of 286 amino acids. The record is from RefSeq and is a predicted model, not a curated record. NCBI's taxonomy places the organism in Eukaryota, Metazoa, Cnidaria, Hydrozoa, Anthoathecata, Hydractiniidae. Gene Ontology annotation, molecular function: hydrolase activity. The transcript has a single exon.